AUGGAAUUUGGAGUCUUCAUGCCGCGAGCAGACUUUGGGGCGACCCGCGACUCGCUCGGCAUCCGAUUCUACCAGCAACUCCACAGAUUCUUUCGAGGGCAUGCACUUCAACAGCAGCAGCAACUUAGUGCAGCGAUGGCUAGUGAGGCUGAAGGCUGUCAAGCAAUUGAACUCACUGCAAAACCCAGCAGCGAUGGAACGAGAAGUGAAACUAGCACGCCGUUUGAUAGGAAGAAAUCUGAAGACAACGAAAGCAACAUCGAAAAGGAUGAUGAUGACUAUGAGACAAUUGGAACCAAUGACAACGAAGAUCCCGGUGAAGAGAGCGAUACUGGAAGUACAAAUAGCUCUCAUCCUUCAGGGAAUAAUAAUUUACCAAGUAACUUUUUGGAUCCUAUGUCCUGCUUUGGAUUCGAUAAGGAUGAAACAGUUACUCCAAUGUUGAACAGUUGGGUUUUGGGAGCUUAUACGGCAAUGUUAGGAAGAUUGUCAGCGGCAACAGCGGCUUUGGAAGCUAUUGAAGUACCUUCAAUGCCUUCUGGGAGUGAGUCUGAGAGUGAUGAAUCAUCGUCUACUGAAAAAUCUCGAGACACCAGUCCAGUUGCUGGAGGAUACAGAGGCUAUCCCUGUGGAUCGUGCGAUGUAGUAGCACCAACGCGACCAGCUCUAAAAAAGCACUUGCUGGACUGUCAUCCCGCAUCGUCAUCAGGGUCGGAGGCGAGCAGCACGAGAACCUGUCCAUCAGCUGGCUGUGACUUUACAAGCCAGUCUAGGUGUGAAAUGGAGACUCAUGUCGCGGGUCACGUCGCCCAGGGGAUGACGCCAACGGGAAAAAAAAGGUCAUUAGCUCUUCAGCGCGUUAGGUACGAGAGAGAAGAGUACCGAUGCUCACUGUGUUCAUACGCCUGCACGAUUGAGAAAGCUUUCCAGCGACACUUACGUGCUCAUGCGAAAGGCUCUGCAUCAGAGACCAGGGUCAGCUGUGCUGUUUGUGGGGCCGACAGGUCUUCCGAGGUUGAUUUGAGUCGACAUAUGAAGAGGCAUCGCGAUGACAGAUAUUUUUGCUGCGAUAUCUGUGUUUUCCGUACUGUCCAAUUAAAAAAAUUGAUACAACACCGAAGAAUGCAUACAGGGGAAAAACCCCAUUUAUGUCCUCACUGUGCGUAUCGAAGUGCUCGUCGUGAUAAUUUACGAAGCCAUGUACGCAGAGUUCAUAAGAAAGAAAAUCUGUACUGUGACACGUUCAGCCCCCGUGGGAUGUUGAUAAAUCCAAGCUUGACACCUACUGAGGUAACUGAUCUCGAUGUGACAAACGUCCAAACUCCGGCCUCACCUGCACCGUCCAAUUCUGAAGUGACGAACUAA
This is a messenger RNA of Cotesia congregata, 1365 nucleotides long. The record is from the annotation of a GenBank genome assembly. Lineage: Eukaryota; Metazoa; Arthropoda; Insecta; Hymenoptera; Braconidae.